Messenger RNA from Pectinophora gossypiella (pink bollworm), 661 nucleotides. RefSeq names its product vesicle-associated membrane protein 7-like. Gene Ontology annotation, biological process: vesicle-mediated transport; vesicle fusion. NCBI's taxonomy places the organism in Eukaryota, Metazoa, Arthropoda, Insecta, Lepidoptera, Gelechiidae. The transcript has 2 exons. Gene Ontology annotation, cellular component: SNARE complex; plasma membrane. The record is from RefSeq and is a predicted model, not a curated record. Gene Ontology annotation, molecular function: SNAP receptor activity; syntaxin binding. The coding region runs from base 239 to 565 and encodes 108 amino acids.
CAUUUGUCGUACGUACGGAUCCCGAAAGCACGACAUAAUAAGUGCACUCCAUACGCCCAUUCGCCUAGUUGGAAAUCUCUUUGCUUUUUCAGUAAACAUUUUUUUGUUUUGGCAUCCCGUUUGUUUGGUUUUCCAAAAUAACGGGCUUUACAAAUGAACUAUAUUGUGCUGACGUAGCUACUUUUCAGAGAACUGAAAUGCAAUACUUUCGCAUUUACGAAAAACCUUUUUACAACAAAUGCUGAUUAAAACACUAGCAUGGCCAUCGGACGCACGGAGCAUAAUGAGUGGGGGCAAUAAAAAUGAUAAGUUGGAGGAGGCGAGAGGGUUGGUGGAUGAGACUGUGAAGAUUAUGAACAAUAAUAUGGAAGCGAUAUGGGAGAGGGAGGAUAAGUUGCAGAUAUUGCACGGUCGAGUUGAGGACUUGCAGGAGGGAGCUCAACAGUUCCAGCGCCGCAGUGCCAAAGUCAAGAUGAACUAUAUCAUGAAGAAUCUCCAGUUAACCAUCAUCAUUGUCAUCCUAAUAGCUAUCUUAAUAGCUCUAGUCCUGUGGGUUGGGUUGUAGGUUUUUUUUCGGUAAGGGUAACAUUGCUCUCAUUUUAGUUAGCAUAAAACCAUGUCUACUUUCUAUUCAUUCAAUAAAUCUAUCGUAAUCAUUCUU